This is a messenger RNA of Auxenochlorella protothecoides, 909 nucleotides long. Its product is annotated as Transmembrane protein 45B. Bases 1 to 909 code for a protein of 302 amino acids. The transcript is spliced from 5 exons. NCBI's taxonomy places the organism in Eukaryota, Viridiplantae, Chlorophyta, Trebouxiophyceae, Chlorellales, Chlorellaceae. The record is from RefSeq and is a predicted model, not a curated record.
AUGGGCGGCGGCCUGGAAGCUGGUAACGCCACUAUGACCAUGCACACCGAGUGCGAUGGCUCUCUGGACAUCUCCAGGAAGGGAAGCUGGCAAGGCCACAUCCUGCCUGGCUCGGUGUUUGUCAUGUGGGGGGCCUGGUGGGCGUACAACGUCUGCCUGGCAGUGCUGAAGGCCAAUCAUUCCCGGCCCUACGCGGCGCAGCCUUGGUUCAGGAUGGGCCUGAAGCGCUUCUACUGGAUGGAACCCCUGCUGAAGAUCAUAUUGCCACCCCUGGCCGUGUCUGUGGAGCUCUACUUUGAUCACACCGCCUUCAGGUAUCUGUACUGCCCCAAGGGCACCCAGUAUGCUGGCCGGUACGCCGUCACCCACAUGAACAACUGGCAGCACACCUCCAUCUACCCCGCCUUCCUCGUCUCUGGGGUGACAGACGUGCUGUGCCUGCUGGGCGUCCCCCUCCCGCCUGGCACCGGACAGAGCGUGCUGGCGCUGGCCUUCGGCGUCAUGUCCUUCAUCAUGGGCUCCCACCGCAAGCACGAGCCGCUGGACGCCGCCGUCCACCUCCUCCUCUUCUACUCCAUGCUCCUGGUCACCGCCGCGCUCCUGGCCGAGCUAGCGCGCCCCUCAUCCCCGGCGCUGGGCCUGGCCCGCGCCUGGGCCGCCGUCUUCCUGGGCGCCUGGCUGUGCGAGGUGGGGGUCAUCGAGUUCGACGGCCUGCCGCAGUGGUCCACAGACUACGCAGGGUCCGCCAUGUUUGCGCCCGUGGUCUGGGCCAUGAUCGGCCUGCUGGGCCUGGACCCCAAGGUCGAGCCGCGCCAGGCAUCCAUGGGCCCCGACGCCGGCGCGGGGCAAACAUACACGCCCGUCUCCGACGGCCAGCGCUGGCCCGCCGCCUUCCACAUCGACGUCUAG